This is a messenger RNA of Brachypodium distachyon (stiff brome), 1287 nucleotides long. RefSeq names its product WD repeat domain-containing protein 83. Gene Ontology annotation, biological process: mRNA splicing, via spliceosome. Gene Ontology annotation, cellular component: catalytic step 2 spliceosome. The coding region runs from base 73 to 987 and encodes 304 amino acids. NCBI's taxonomy places the organism in Eukaryota, Viridiplantae, Streptophyta, Magnoliopsida, Poales, Poaceae. The record is from RefSeq and is a predicted model, not a curated record. Gene Ontology annotation, molecular function: protein binding. The transcript has 8 exons.
CAGUUUCAUCCCUCAACCCACUCUGGAAAUCCCGACGCCAUCACCGUCCAGCCCACCGGGAGGAGACAGGCGAUGUCUUCGUCGGCGACGGCGGCGGCGCAUCAGCUGCCAAGGUCGGAAUCGCGGACGCUAUCGGGACACGAGGGCGCGGUGUUGGCCGUACGCUUUAACAAUGAUGGUAACUACUGCCUGAGCUGCGGCAAGGAUCGCACCCUCCGCCUCUGGAACCCCCACACCGGCGCCCACGUCAAGACCUACAAGUCCCACGCCCGUGAGGUCCGCGACGUCAACUCAUCCUCGGACAACGCGAAGCUGGUGUCGUGCGGGGCGGACAGGCAGAUCUUCUACUGGGACGUCGCCUCCGGCCGCGUCAUCCGCAAGUUCCGCGGCCACAACAGCGAGGUCAAUUCAGUGAAGUUUAAUGAGUACAACACAGUUGUCGUGUCAGCUGGUUAUGACCGUACGGCUCGUGCAUUUGACUGCAGGUCACACAACAGUGAUCCAAUUCAGACAAUUGAUACUUUUCAAGAUAGUGUAAUGUCAGUCAAUGUAACCAACACCGAAAUAAUUGCUGGCAGUGUUGAUGGUACUGUUCGAACAUUUGACAUCCGUAUGGGUAGGGAGACUGUUGACAACCUGGGCCAUCCUGUAAACUGUAUAUCUUUGUCAAAUGACCGCAAUUGCUUGUUGGCUAACUGUUUAGAUUCUACUGUGAGGCUUCUUGACAAGACCUCUGGAGAAAUGUUACAAGAGUACAAGGGGCAUAUAUGCAAGUCCUUCAAGAUGGAUUGUUGCCUGACCAAUGACGAUGCAUUUGUUGUCGGUGGAUCCGAAGACGGGUUCGUUUACUUCUGGGAGUUAGUUGAUGCACCCAUCGUUGCGAGCUUCCGAGCACAUAGCUCUGUGGUCACCAGCAUCAGUUAUCACCCAACAAAAAACUGCAUGUUGACAUCAUCUGUUGAUGGCACUGUUCGUGUUUGGACCUGAAGAUGGAAAUAGCUGAUGUAUUUAUCAUCUCUGCAAAAUGUCUCUGACAAUAUUCUCCAAAUCAUCCAUCUAGAAAGUUGCAACGAUUCAAAAUCUUAAAAGAUAUAUAUGCUAGUCUUUCAGUUGCUUGUACAAGAUACAUCCUUUUUGAGAAUGUUAUUGCUACAAUAUCGCAUUGACUCCAUGGAUAUGGAGUAGGUUGCCUCAGGAAAAGGCAGUGUACUUGUUCAUGUUGGAGUAUAAAAACUGGAAUCGUUAUCUAUGCCUAUCUAUUCAUCAAUGAUGACUAGUCUUUGAUCU